AUGGCGGGCUUCGCAAGCUACCACCUGCAAGACCUCACAUUCACAGGUCCCCAGGACACCAAGAGAAAGCCCUACGCAUCACUCGCGAUCCUCGAUCCGAUCAUUACGAUUGAGCGGCGGCAUGGAAAAUAUCAUAUCGCGGCGCGGUUCAAUAUCGAGACUGCGAUUCUGAAUUACGCGUCGCAGACCAAAGACGGCCGCGACCUCUUCUUCCAAGACAUCUGCCUCGUGUACAAAAGCACCUGGGAGACGCUGCACAUGAAGCCCGAAUCCGAUUCCUCGGCGGCACUAACUGUAUCCCCGGGGUUUACCUCGUCUAUAUCUGCCACAGCUGGAGUCAGGGCGUCGCAGACGCCCUUGGGGAAUGUAUCACUAGGUUUGACACGCUCGAGGUUGACGAGCUGGAAUCUCAGCGCGCAUCGGGCUGUGAGCGAUGAGUGGCCGGACGCGGGCGAGCAAGUGCGCUACCAGUGGUUCUGGGCGGUUCCUGUGGGCAUGAUCACACACUUGAACAAUGGGGCGACUGACGCAGCGACAACGGACAAUACAACCGAGGGCCCAUCAAAACAGGACGCCGAGGAGAAGGAAGAGGCGGAGGAGGAGGAAGCAGAAGAAUAG
Messenger RNA from Aspergillus calidoustus, 618 nucleotides. NCBI's taxonomy places the organism in Eukaryota, Fungi, Ascomycota, Eurotiomycetes, Eurotiales, Aspergillaceae. The record is from the annotation of a GenBank genome assembly.